This is a messenger RNA of Trematomus bernacchii (emerald rockcod), 686 nucleotides long. Its product is annotated as high choriolytic enzyme 1-like. The record is from RefSeq and is a predicted model, not a curated record. Gene Ontology annotation, biological process: proteolysis. The coding region runs from base 226 to 582 and encodes 118 amino acids. Gene Ontology annotation, molecular function: metalloendopeptidase activity. Lineage: Eukaryota; Metazoa; Chordata; Actinopteri; Perciformes; Nototheniidae. The transcript is spliced from 4 exons.
GACCGGAGCGCCUCUACGUUUCGGGCUGGACCUGCUUCGCCUAUCCUGUACUGCUGUGCUGAGGAGGAUCUUCACCGGGGACAUCGCGGAGAGACCGGAGCGCCUCUACGCCUCGAGCUGGGCCUGCUUCGCCUAUCCUGCUGUGCUGAGGAGGUUUUGCACCGGGGUCAUCGCGGAGAGACCGGAGCGCCUCCACGUUUCGGGCCUGCUUGUGCACCUAUCCGGAUGCUGUGCUGGUCUGGGAAAAUGGCCCCUAUUGUGAUUCUGCUAUGCCUGUUAGCUAUUUUGGACAAUGAGAAGUUCUCUCGUCAUCCGGAGAAGUCGACUGGGUUCAGGUCUGUUCUACCGCCCGCAGUGGACAUCCCCUGUAAAGGUUGGGCGUACGCCUUCGACAAGAUAAACACACUGAACCUGAACACACCAUACGACUACAACUCCGUCAUGCAGUACCACAGGUAUGCCUUCAGCGGGAACAAUAUGCCCACCAUGGUGCCGAUCCCCAACGCCAACGUAGAGUUCGGCACGGCCAAUCAGAUGAGCAGGAACGACAUCAGCAGACUGAACACGCUGUACACAUGUUGAAAGGUGGUGAAGAAACCCUGAGGACAUGGGGCCAAUUUACACAUCAAACCAGCUCUUUAUAACACAGUCUGAGAAAGUGUGUUGAUAAUAAAUCUUCAAACUUG